Molecule: messenger RNA, 627 nt
Organism: Phytophthora sojae
Lineage: Eukaryota; Oomycota; Peronosporomycetes; Peronosporales; Peronosporaceae
Exons: 1
Biological process (GO): proteolysis
Molecular function (GO): cysteine-type peptidase activity
Source: RefSeq, a predicted model, not a curated record
GUCGAAACGCUCAAUCUGAGCGUAAAUCGCGUGCCCGGUGAAUGUGUGAACGGACACCAACUGCUGGACUUCCGUGAGAAUCUGUGGCUGCAUACCACGUCCAUCUUGGUGUCGCUGAUGGCUUUGCGCGACGCUUACCCGGACGUCGUAGGCAUCAUCAGCCCCAGCUAUCACGACUUUGCGUUGCCGGAGCAAAAACGCAGGACCGCGGCAGGAUUCGGGGCCAGCGACCCUAAGAACAAGCGUGUCAUUGGAAUCAUUCACAUCGAGCGGCACUGGGUGGCGUUUUUAAUCGACAGGACGGUCGCCAAGGGCACGAAGACGGCGACAUGCUUUAUGUUCGACCCUCUACAAAGUCGAAGCAACUACACCGUCAUUGAACAAAGCGUGCGGACCGUGAUUGAAGGGGUGCUUCAGCUACGUGGCAUGGUGAACUACGAGAAGGUGGAGUGGUGCACUCAGCAGGACAACAGUUCUUGUGGCGUGUGGUGCAUCGCAGUUCUGGAGAUGCUGCUUUGCGACGCUUCGUGGGACGACUGCAUCUACAAGUUGCUGCCGUACCUGCGGCUGCGUUAUCUGCAGAAAGCUCUUGCUUUCCUGGGCAAAGAGGCAGCUUGGGAGGGGUGA